This is a messenger RNA of Alosa sapidissima (American shad), 568 nucleotides long. RefSeq names its product NADH dehydrogenase [ubiquinone] 1 alpha subcomplex subunit 4-like 2. The coding region runs from base 186 to 431 and encodes 81 amino acids. The record is from RefSeq and is a predicted model, not a curated record. Lineage: Eukaryota; Metazoa; Chordata; Actinopteri; Clupeiformes; Clupeidae. The transcript has 4 exons.
CUCGCCCGGAGUCACCCCAUCCACCCGCUCGCUGUCCAUCAUCAGCAGACCCGUCCGUCAUUCGUCAGUCACUCGGUCACUCAGAGUCAGUAUCAGCGGCAGAUACUCAGCAGCUUUGUUUUGGUCAAAGAAGUCCUUCUUGUGGAAUUUAGAUUCUUCGGUGUCGUCGUUUUGGGGACAUCAUCAUGCUUCGAACAAUGUUUCAGCAUGCAAAGAAGCACCCUGGGCUCAUACCCCAGUUCUGCUUCCUCAUACUUGGCAUGGGCGGAGCCAGCCUCUAUCUCGUCCGCCUGGCCAAGGGACCGCACGUCACUUGGAACAAGACGAGCAACCCAGAGCCCUGGAACAAGCUCGACCCAACCUAUCAGUACAAGUUGGUGGCUGUCACCACUGACUACAAGAGUCUGAAGAAGGAAGGGCCUGACUUUUAAAGGUCCUCGCUGGGCUCCUGCGGCACGGACUCUGGCAGUGUCCCCUGUCACCAUGACGACAGCCAGCAGCAGUCCUCACGCCGCUCCCUGAUGAUCCGGUCACCCAACGCCUUUCGGGGCCAGCGCCACCAACGGAA